ACGAUAUUCAAGCGAAGCCCAAAUUCUGCAAGUAAGGUUGUAUGGGCAGGUGAUGAUGGCGAAGACGCCGAUUCGUCCGGCGAGUCGGAGAGGAAGACUCAUCACGCUUUUCUUGCCGUCCUUGAAAAGGCUUCUGGUUUGGCAUUUCGACAGCUGAUCGUUCGCACUGAUUCUCCUCGCCUGAUUAUGGCCUCUGAGAACUGGUUACCCGUUUGGCAGCGAAGUGGAUGGCGCAAUUCUUUGCACAAGCCUAUUGCGGACGUUGAUUGCUGGAGGAAGAUUUGGUCGCUCAAGAAAAUCAUCAAGGUCUACUGGGAACUUAUGGAUUCUCCCGACAAGGCGAUUAUACAAUUUGACUCUGUGUAG
Messenger RNA from Cooperia oncophora, 366 nucleotides. The record is from the annotation of a GenBank genome assembly. Lineage: Eukaryota; Metazoa; Nematoda; Chromadorea; Rhabditida; Trichostrongylidae.